This is a messenger RNA of Belonocnema kinseyi, 2481 nucleotides long. Its product is annotated as RUN domain-containing protein 1. Bases 149 to 2056 code for a protein of 635 amino acids. NCBI's taxonomy places the organism in Eukaryota, Metazoa, Arthropoda, Insecta, Hymenoptera, Cynipidae. The transcript has 9 exons. The record is from RefSeq and is a predicted model, not a curated record.
UGAUGAACGAUAAAAACUGUGAUAGAAACCCUCGUUCUUUCGCAGAAUGAAAUAUUUUCGGUUAAAACACAAUGGAUCAUUUUUUCGGUGAGAAUAUCUGGAAACAGUUGGGCGGGUUUUUUUCGGUAGUGGAAAUACGCGAGUGUUUAUGGCAAAUCGAGUGAAAAAAUACAUGAAAAUGGAGGAUUUUAACCUGGAGUACCUUUCGGAAACAAAACUGAAGGAAAUAAAACUAGAGAGAAAAAUGAGCGAGUUAUCGAACGAGUUGCUGAAACCCGGGGAAGAGUUGUUAAAGCCUGGUGAAAAUGAUGAUUUUUCUAAUUCCGAUGAAAGCGAGAAACCUUUUGGUGAAAGAUGGGCUCCUGUCGGUGCGAAUGAUGGAGAUAAUGAAUUUAAAGAAUUUAAGGACGAAUAUAAGGAUGAAUAUAAGGGCGAAUUCAAAUAUAAUCAUUCGCUAGAAAAUUUGCCUUAUGACAUGGAAAGGCUGAGAAUCUUAGAAGAGGAACAAGAGACGCUCAAUUCGUCGUUGAUCGCAUUAACAACCCACUUUGCUCAGGUUCAAUUCCGACUUCGCCAAAUAGUAGAUGCGCCAACCGAGAGAAAAGAAAGCUUGCUCAAGGAGUUAGAAGAAUUUGCAUUUAGAGGAAUUCCUGACGUUCCGAAUCAUUUUGGAUUCGACAGCAGAUCGUCUACACCCACUUCCGGCAGAAAUAGUAAUUUUGGAGAACUGAACGAUGCAGAACUUGAAUCAAAAAUGGCAUUGCAAAGAUCAAAACAGAGGGAUUUAAUUAGCCAACUGAAAUCACAACUGGAAGAUCUGGAGAAAUAUGCAUACGAAACUGGCGAUGCGGAUUUACCUCAAAGCGUUGUUCUAGAACGGCAGAAUAUCAUAAUCAAUCAUCUCAAAGAAAAAUUAAACUUCGACGUGGAUGAUCUUUGUAAAUUACCAUUAGACGAUUUAAGGUGGCAAGUGGACUGUGCGAUAAGUCAGAUCGUGAGUCCCCUAAAAAUGAAAGAAACAUUAGUGGGCCAAUUAAAGACCCAAAUCGCCGAUCUGGAACGCUUCAUAAAUUAUCUUCAGGGUGAAGUCAGCACAGAAACCCUCUCUUGCACUUGUGCUUGUCCAGUCCACACAAACGGGGCUCCAGCUGCUUCCUCUUUCUCGCGAAAAUCCUCCCAAAAAACGCCAAUUGAUGAAGAAAAGCGAACCGAGAGUUUGAACACUGUCCGUAAAGUCCUGAUGCUUUUGCACAUGUACGUUUUGUCGCAACUUGGAUGCGGAAGUGGCCGAUCCAGGAACUCGUUUAAGAAAAACUCCGUCUGCAGUUGGCGGGACCAGCGAACUCGUUUGGACAUUGCGAUUGAACAUAUUUUGGACACUCUCGCAGAAAGUGAGCACCGUCAUGAGGAAUAUGAGAAUGAUCUUGAGAUUGAAUAUUCUUCCGAUUCAGAUUCUCCGGUCGCUCAGAGCAACGCGAAGGUCACUUCCGCCGUGAGGAAACAUCUGGCGAUUGCCAUAAGAGACUUGGUGCAACAUGGAUCGAGUACAGAUGUUCAGGUGAAUAGUGUGGUUCCGUUUGUGGGAUGCUUUCCACAAAGAAGUCAAACGAGUAGUAGUUCGAUGCAUGCCUGGCUGAUUGUUCUCAAGUAUUAUGAAGUCAAGAAUGGACAUCGAUAUAAUUCUACGCCUACUCAGAGGCUCUCGCAGAGCUUUAAUUUGGACCUUGUUGGAGGUCGAAAUGUCUCUUCUAAGCAGAGCUUAUUAAUAACUAUCGGAAACAUAAUCACAUCACACACUCCCUACAAGAGAAGCUAUGACUCCCACUUCAAGGCUUUUAUUUGUGCAGCAUUAAAUGCCAAUAAACUAGUCGUAUGGUUGAAAUUGAUUCUGCAAUGUCAAUAUAUAUUAGAAAAUCACUAUAUGCCUUGGAGUUACGUUAUAAAAACCGGUUUCCAGGACGCUUUCCAUACACUUGAUCGACUAACGAAUCACAAGUUUGAUUUGCCAGUUGACUUAGCCAUUAAGCAAUUCCAGAAUAUCAAGGAUGCCUUCUAAGUACCUUCAUUAAAAAAAAAGUCCCUCAAUUUUCAUUCCCUAGUCAAUCCACGUAAGUGAUUCAGCGACUUUAAAAAAUUUGGUUGGACUUGAUAUUUUUGGAAAUUUCUUUUCCGAUGAAACCACAAAUGUAUACGUAAGAAACUUCUACAAAGCGCAGAACAAAAUCUAUAACUUUCUGGAAAAUAUUUAUGUAUUACGAGUUGAGAAUAAUCGUCUGUUGUACGUUGACAAAAUAUGGUAAAAUAUUAAGCAAGAGUCGAUGGUAAAAAAUAUUUACGGCAUGUUUCAAAUAUUGACUCAAUUUUCAAUCUUCGACUAUCAUUUUUAUAAAAAGACAUCAACGAUUCUUCGCUUGGACGAAUGAAAAAUCCCGAAAAAUGAAUUUCCCGAAUUGGAAAAUUCCCGACAGAUUUUUACAUAAA